This is a messenger RNA of Triticum dicoccoides, 2759 nucleotides long. RefSeq lists its product as uncharacterized. Gene Ontology annotation, biological process: regulation of transcription by RNA polymerase II. The transcript has 13 exons. Lineage: Eukaryota; Viridiplantae; Streptophyta; Magnoliopsida; Poales; Poaceae. The record is from RefSeq and is a predicted model, not a curated record. The coding region runs from base 107 to 2149 and encodes 680 amino acids.
AAAUUGCGUGCACACUUGUCAUGAUGGUGGUGACGACCAUAUUUCGCGCCAGCCUUUUCUUACCAUUGAUGGUCAUGGCUACUAUAUUCAUCCAUCUAUUGAGACAAUGUUGCAGAAUUUGUGCGACCAUAUUCCGAAUCAAAAUAAAGAGGCUGAACAUUAUCAUGUAGGAGAAUUAUCCUACCCUCCUCAUGACCAAAACCUUGGUGGUUCACCAACAAAACUUGAGCAAUUAACAGAUAUAGUUGCAGUUGAUCAGGCUUCUAAGGCAGAUUCAUUAGGUAUUUUGGAGCAUUCACCCCAUGACGAAAUAGAAGGAGAAAUAGUUUAUUUACAAUCCAGGCUACUUAAUGAUGUUGCUGCUGUGAACCAGAGAUAUGAAGAUCUUAUGCCUAAGGUUGUCCAGAGUCUUCCUCAAGAAAUGGAUUCUUCCAAUAAAAGAAAAUGGGACCAUAUCAUUGUGAAUCAGUUCCUUCGUGAUAUAAGGGAAGCUAAGAAACGCGGGAGCACAGAGAGGAGGCACAAAGAAGCUCAGGCUAUCCUAGCUGCAACUGCACCUAUUGCUGCACCCACCUCAAAAGAUGUAAACAUUCGGAAAGAGACAGAAAAUGAUGCUGUGCCUGUCAAACAAGAGAGUAUUACCAAAGUCCAUGCUGGAUCUUUAAGAAUCAGCCAAUUGACUUCGUUGCCACAAACAAAGGAUCCAUCAUUUUCUAACAGUAAAGUCUCAGCUGAUACUAAUUUUGGCAUUUUCGAUCUGGCAAAAUUUUCCAAGAAAAAUGGUCUUCCAUGUGAUGUGUGCAUGCGACGUGAGACUGUAUUGAACCGAGUAUUUCUCUGCUCAAGCUGCAAGGCUGCUGUCCACUUGGACUGUUACCAGAGUCGAACGAAUCCCACCGGCCCCUGGAAGUGUGAACGUUGCCAAGAGAUGCUAUCAGAUGCUGUCGUGUCGGAUAGUCAAUCAGACUGCAGUGGUUCAAAAUCCUGGUUGGUGCAGUGCGGUUUGUGCCAUGGUACAUCAGGAUCUCUUCGGAAGACUACAAACGGGCAAUGGGUUCAUGCUUUUUGUGCCGAGUGGCUCCUGGAGAACUCAUUCAAAAGGGGACAAUGCAAUCCAGUAGAUGGAAUGGUGGGUCUUCUUAAGGGGAAAGACACAUGCUCGAUCUGCCAACACAAUGUUGGCACAUGCUUGAAGUGCAGCACCGUAGGCUGUCAAGUUACUUUCCACCCUGCAUGUGCUAGAGAUGCUGGUCUUUACAUGAACACAAAAAAGUUUGGGAGCUUGUGGCAACACAAAGCAUAUUGUAGCAAUCACAGUAUUGAGCAAAAAAAGGUUGACUCUCAACAAUAUGGUCCCGCAGAAGUCAAGAUCAUGAAACAAAUGAGGGUUGAAUUGGAAAGAUUACGUCUUCUUUGCGAGAGGGUUGUUAAAAGAGAAAAGGAGAAGAAAGAGUUGCUUGUAUGUGAACAUGAUAUACUUGCUGUGAAGAGGGACUAUGUUGCCUUCUCGAUGCGGGCUUCAUGUUAUACGCCUGCACCUGGAGCAAGUUCAGAAUCUGCCACUACUUCCGUUAAUAACAAUUCAUAUGGUGGAAAAAGGCAAAGGUCGGAUGAUAUCACAGUGAGAUCAGAUGAUGUGACAGUGGAUAGUACUAUUCCCAGGAAACACACUAUCAGGUUCCCAGUGCAUAGCAAGGACACUGAUAGGAAUACAGCUGACAGUUCGACAUCAACAAUAUCAUAUAAGCGUAAGUUGGAUGAUGUGGAAUCACUCGCUCUUAAGAAUCUUCAAGAAAGAGCAGCUACUGCCAUGCAGAAAUCAGAAGACGGAGAAACAAAGUCAACAGAUAAUGCCAUGCAGAAAUCAGAAGACGGAGAAACAAAGUCAACAGAUAAUGCCUUGCAGAAAUCAGAAGACGGAGAAACAAAGUCAACAGAUAAUGCCUUGCAGAAAUCAGAAGACGGAGAAACAAAGUCAGCAGAUAAAAAGCAUGAGGAAACAGCUAAAAAGGAGCCCGCUAUCACAUCUGACCAAGCUGUGUCGCAGAAACAACACCCUCCAAAGAGACUUGUUUAUACUCGCCGUGGCUCCUCCAAAAAGAAGCAACGGAGUCAGGAUGUUGUAGUACAAGGGCCUGUUGGUGGAUAGCAGCAGCGUAUCGAAGUGGCUCCUUCCUCCAUGGCCAGGGAACAUGGUUUCUUGCCCAGCGUCCGAGAAGCAGAUUGCAGCAAGCGGGGCUGGCCAGUGUUACCAUCUCAUCACACAGCCAAUGGGGCACGGACGGGCGGAGGUUAUAAAAUGGUGUGCACCGAGCCCUGCAGUGUGAUUUGAGCUUCCAGCCAGAAGGUUUUACCCCCUGAGCUGAUGCCACUCAAAUGACGUGGCGGCAUGGGUGAAUUCAUCCACUAAUUAAGUUAUCCGAGGGCAGAUUUUGUGGAAUAUGCUCUGUACGUUUGUCAUCUCUGCAGUCAUUAGUUUAGUCUUGUAACAGAGAACAAGUAGCUACAUCUGGUGGAUGAUGAAAGAAGAGGGAGGGGGUAGUAGGGGGGUUGUCACUGACUGACAUCUGUAGUUGACAAAUUGACUUGUGUAGUUAACGUAGGCCAUCCAUCUGCACAUGAAUUAUCUCUGUACAACAGCAGCAGCAUAUGUAGGCCCGAAUGUACACAGAAUUUGACUGCUCGGUUGAUGAGUAUGCGUGUGGGUGUGCUUACCUUAGCCUGUGACCUUUGAGACGAAACGUUGCCGGUUUCAUGAA